This is a messenger RNA of Phacochoerus africanus (Common warthog), 2157 nucleotides long. Its product is annotated as small integral membrane protein 10-like protein 2A. The coding region runs from base 105 to 341 and encodes 78 amino acids. The record is from RefSeq and is a predicted model, not a curated record. The transcript is spliced from 3 exons. Lineage: Eukaryota; Metazoa; Chordata; Mammalia; Artiodactyla; Suidae.
GCCCGGCAGGGAGGGGCGGGAGCACGGGGGCCGGGCGGCUCCGGGCCUCGCUUCCACCUGCUCGCGCUGCGGUCCUCUACCUGGGCCCGCGCCCGCCUCGGCCCAUGGCAGCGUCCGCGGCCCUGUCUGCGGCGGCGGCGGCGGCAGCCCUGUCGGGCCUGGCCGUGCGACUGUCGCGCUCGGCCGCGGCGCGCGGCUCCUACAGCGCCUUCUGCAAGGGGCUCACGCGCACGCUGCUCACCUUCUUCGACCUGGCCUGGCGGCUGCGCAUGAACUUCCCCUACGUCUACGUCUUGGCCUCGGUGAUGCUCAACGUGCGCCUGCAGGUGCGGAUCGAGUGAGCGCCCGCCGCCACCGCCGCCGCCCGGCCACGACAGCAGGGGCGCUGGCAUGAGGGACGGCGGGGCCAGGGGCCACCUAGACGGGCGGGAAGGAGUCGAGACCGCUCGGGCCCCCGGGCCUUAGACCUCCGCGGAGGACACGGCCACCGAGCUCGGACCUGGCCGUGACCCGCCCACCCACGUCGCGGCUGGAGACGCGGCGCACAGAAACCCGCGAAACGGGCCCUUUGCGUUGGCCUCGACCUGUUGCCUCCCCUUGGCCGAAGAGGAAAGCAGAAGGAAGACAUUCUUCAGCCGGAAAGUGAAAGACUGGCCCGGACCCAAAAGGACCUGGUGUUACAGGAGGUGACCCGCUCCUUCUCUGGUCUCCUCAAGGGAGGCAAGGUGGGCCCAGAGCUGCCUGGGGAGCAGCCAAGAGAAGGGCCCGACCCAGGAGGAGAGGAAGGGCCUUCCAGGCAGAGACCCUGAGGGCUGGGCUGGCCCAGUGGUCUGGUUCUGGCGAGAGGAAGGAAGGACGGACCUAGGACGCUGUGGGGGAGCUCUGUCCUCCUCACCCACUGACUGGGGACACUGGGGCUCCCGGAGGGGGGAUUGGCCCUUGUCACACAGAUAAGAAGCAGUGGAGCUGAAUCUGCCUUUGGCCUGCACCCCCACCCCACCCCAGAGUCUUCCGGAAGACCUGGCACUGUGGGAUGGGGGAGGGGAGCCCAGGCUCCCUGGGGACUCGGGGGGAGGGCAUGGGAAGGUGGGAAACUAGCUCUCCUUGGGGUGUGUGGGAGGUCACAGGGAAGACCAGGGGACAGUCUGAGCUGAGAGGGGCCCGGGAGAGACGGGUCCCAGAAGCCCCUGGGGGCCGAGGGCCUCUCCCACAGAGCCGGGCCUCCCCCCCUCCCCAGGCUUGACCCAGGGCCGCUCAGGUGAUGAGGACAAGCCUGUCCAUUUGGGGGACAGGGUGGGGAGGCUGGGGGUGUUGGGUGGCUCCGGAGACAUGAUGUGACCGGGGUGGGGGAAGGCUGAGCCUGGGUGGGAUGGGGCCGAGAGCCACGCGUGACACCCCCCCUCCAUGUCCCCAGGCUGGCCCACCUGCCCAGGAUCGCCUGGGAGAAUCUCCGCUAGCGGGGCUCCCGUGGUCCUGGAGGCCCGGCCAUGCUGUUGACUGGCACCCCGGGAGCGGCGCAGAGGGGGAGCCGGGAGAGCCCCUGGUCCUCCCCCCACCCCCCAGUCCCACGCCUGUCCCCGCACCGGUUGCUCGUGGUCCACGUCCUCAGAGUUCCUGGGACUGAAAACCUCAGCCUGGUUGCCCCAGGGACGGGGUGGCCGAGCCUCACGCCAUCUGCCCUCCUCAGCCACCCAGCUGGAGCCCGGGUCCCGGGUCCCAAGUGAAGAUCUCUGCCGGCCUCACUGGGGCCUGAGGCCACCUGUAGCCCCCCCUCCCCCCACAGACUGUCACAGAGCGGGCCCGAUGGCUUCCUGCCUUGGGCCAAGUUGCCUGGGAGCCCCUGGUCCUGGUGGCCACUCCUCCACCCCAAGCUCGCCCACCCGGGGCCACUUCUGGGAGCCUGAGGACUGCGUCCGUGGAUCUCUGGGACAGCCUCCGAGAGACGGUGCCGCAGGGCUGCAUGGAAGGCAGCGGAGCGUCUAGAAAGUCGGGCAUCGCCUUGAGUCAGACGACUUUCACUUUUCUGUGUGUGCCGAACUCCGCACCGGUCAGCACAGUCUGGUCAGAGCAACGUUCUUGUGUCUGGUGUCGUCAAAUCUUGGCGUCUGUCGAAGAUACGAAAAAAGCCCCAUGAGUUCAAUAAAAUGAAAAGCAAUC